GUGCUGGUGUCGUCUGGUAAUAUUGUUUGAAUCAACAAUGAACUCGAACAAACUCACAGAUCGACGUAAAAAGUCUUCGAUUCAAGAUGUUCUGGAUCACCACUUCGAUUAUUUCGUGUGCAGCAGUCCUUCUCAGUCUCAACCCCUCUCUAUUCAUUCAGAUUGCACUACUGUUCUGUGAAUUGAGAUAGAGGUGUAUCAACUGUGAUGGGAGUGAAAACAAGUUUUAAUGGAUGGAGGUUCUGGUUUUUCAAUACUUUUUCAUAAUAUGGAUCAAGGUUUGUCUUUGACUCCGGACCCUGUAGAUUUACAGGAAAGAGCUUCAUCAGUGGUUCACAUUAGUGAGAGUAUCUCUGCUAGUGGUGACAAAAUGAGUGGUUCAGAAAGACUUGUCAGCCAAGGGACUUCUAUGGAUACUGAAGAAGUGAGUCGUUCUAGCUGCAAAUAUUGCAGUUUCCGGCUAUCUAAACUUCGGUUACUUGAGAAGAUCAAAUCAAGGACAGCUGCUGAGCGCUCUGGGGAAUCUAGUCCUAAGUCUCAUAGCCCCAGAACAGACAGAGGAUGCCAGACAUCAGCAUCCCUUUUUGAGAAAGCUGAAAUGACUCAAAAGGAACUUCGUAGUUUGGCUCUUGUUUUACGCUUUCCUGAUGGGAAGCCUUUGAAGACGGAGACGUUUUGCAAGUGUGUCUUACAAGGAAGAGAAAGGGACUGCAGAUGUGGAGAGGAUGAGAAAUACUUUGACUGGACUUGGGACCCAGAGCACCGUGGUGAAGCCACAAGCCUCCAGGAGAAAGGACGUCAGGUGAUUUUCCACAAAGACUACAGCCUCGGCACGGCAGCAAUCAGAGGCCAACUACCCAUGGACAAGGAUCAAUACUUCUGGGAAGUCAAGAUGACGACACCUGUCUAUGGAACUGACAUGAUGGUCGGCGUCGGGACAGCAAACGUUGAUCUCCGAAAAUACCACAACGUGUUCUACAGUAUGCUGGGCACUGACAUGGACAGUUGGGGCAUCUCGUACGAUGGCCGGGUCCAGCAUGGUGGCAAGAAGAGGGAGUACUGCAGUCGGUUUGGUCAAGGGGCUAUCAUCGGUGUCCACCUGGACAUGUGGCAUGGCACUCUGGCCUUCUUUAAAAACCGGCAGAGUUUGGGUAUUGCUUUCAGAGGUCUGAGGGGCAGGACAUUAUUCCCGAUGGCUUGCUCUACAGCUGCCCGCAGUGGCAUGCGAGUCAUCUCCUCGAGGUCUUUCCCCAUGUCUCUCCAGUUUCUGUGUUGUCGACGACUGCGACAGUUCGUCCCAGCUCACCUCAGCGUUUUGGACUCUCUAGCGAUGCCACCAGGUCUCCGGGCAUUCCUCGCCAACAACAUGACCUGGCUUCUGGACGUGCCGCAGUCAUCUGCAGGUCACGCAGCGUCAGCAGGCUACAUAUGUCCUAUUUGUCUGCCCUUGAAAAGUGUUUUUGAGGGUUGCACAGACGAUGAAGACAGCGAUGAAGACAUUCGGGCUAGCCAUCUCACCCUCCAUCUGGGUGAUUCCGAUGAUGAUUCUGAUGGCGCCGAGUCAGUCUCUUCCGACAUCCAGGACCUCAUGGCUGAGGUGGCAGCAGCCUCUCGCGGAAGAACUGUGAGUGAAAAUGAAAGUCACACCAGCCCGCCGCGAUCCCCAUCUGCUGAUACCAGUUCUACGUUUCAAAGACAGUCACGGUUUGGAGUGAAGAAAAGGAGAGUUGACUUUGAACAGACAGGAAGCAGGUUUACCUUUGCAGAGCAGCAACAUGAGGGAGAGCUCAGUAAAAGUGAUGAGGAUUCUACGUCGGAAGAUUCGUCAUCUGCAGAGCUUCAAAAUUCUGGGAGUUCACAAACGUCAAGCUCUGGACCCAGCUGGUUGGGCAAGAGAAAGCAUGAAUAGGUGGUUUCUUUGUGAACAUACCACCAACUUCAUAUUUAAUGCAGAAAAAUUGUUUUUCUAAAAUGUGGUGUGACUUGUAGAAAAUUGGUCUCAAAUUUUAUUUCUGUAUUUUGUGUAUUAUUCAUAUUUUAUAAAGAAAGAAACAUUUCUACAGAAUGCAACCAGUCAAAAUAAGACCUAAGUCAUUAAAAAUCACUCAUUUAUCUCCAUUAAAAAGUCCUGCCUCUUUGCUUAAAAUGUUCCAGACUUUUAAAUAGCUUGUACAUUUUCAUCAGAAGAAAUGACCAUGCAUAUAAACAAUGGACAUACUAUCAAAAUGAUGUAAACAUAAAAUCUGCCUUUGUUGCAAUUUUGCAGCCAUCUCGGAGAUUACAGAGGCGUGUUGCUACUGACUUUAUUGUAAAUUGCUUCUUAAUUCUUUUAGAUAAGUUAAUCACGUAAUCCUGAUUUCAUUUUGAUUCAUAAUAAUGACACAGUUCUCUUGAAAUACUAAUGUGUAGUGCACUUUUUUUUAUCCUGUACUGUUCUUUUUCACAUUUCAAACAACAAUUCACAAUAUUCAAUUGUUUGCAAAAAAAUCUGCUUCAGAUAUUUAGAAAACAUAAUAUCUUCUAAUACCUUUAGCGGAUGCACUCAGUAUCUCCAAUUUCAUGGCUGGGCCUCUCAAAACAUUUUACUUGUUAGGCUAGAGGGGUUGGCACAAUGAAAAUUAUUUUUUUCCUGGUUUGACUCUGAAAUACUGCUAUUGUUGGGCACUACUGAUGGCAUUUGUAGACCUACAGCUGAAAGGCUUUUGUGAACUCUGGAAGUUAAUCUCUUUUUUUAACUUGUUUGUAGCAUUCCUCACAAAAAAAUAAGACCUAUGCAAAGUCCCCACCUCCACACACCUUGGUGUAAAUGUGUAGUGCGCAAGAAGGUUUUACAGAACUUCACAGGUUCCAGAUAUAUGUACACUCUUCCCUGUGAAGCCUGAUCUGAUACUCACUUGAUGACAUGAGCAGACACUGCAUUGAAUUGGAAGAUGAAUGACUUUGUUCCUUUACUGAAGGCGAUAUAUCAUUGCAUAUCUGCAAAGGGGUGUUAAAUCAUAUAUUCUCUUUCCUCCUAUCCCAACCUUGAACCUUGAUUUCAUGGCUUGGUUUUAUCUAUUUGUUUGUGAGUAUCUGCUUUUUAUCAUUGCUAUGAAGAAGUGAAAAAAAAAAACCAUCUUGCCUCACAUUUCAUGUAUUUAUAAUGCGUUUAGAAAAGUGGGCCAGGAAAGUUACAGACUCAAGAAUUAGAAUGGGUUCAGUUGGGUUUUUUUGGUAAGUUUUGUCCUGCAUUAUUCAUUUAGGGUUCAAAUUUUUUACUGAAAAUCGGAAGGAAUAUUUAUUUUUAGAAAAAAGGUCUUUGUCAAACACUCUUUUGUCUGUUCCAUUUUUAACUUUAAGUCUUUAGGAUAGCUUGGCUAGAUCUAACUAGGUGUGUUUACAAGUUUUUUUUGUCAAAAAUGUCAUAAGGAAAUCAAUGAAUGGGAGGUUUGCACUCACACAGCAUGGCCAUUUUUACACCAAUUUCAGUAAGAUCAAUCAAAAACUGAAAUAAACCAUCUUUGCUUUUGUAUUUUUCCUAUCUUUAGUAAUUGUACUAGAAGUAAUCUCAGUCCUUUUUUCUUAGUUGAGGGAAAAAGGAGACUUUGGUGUUAUGUCAUUAAUUUUCUAUUCUGACAAGAAAAAGAGUGCUUGGUGCUGGAAUGUUGCAUUUUUGUUUCAAAAUUAUGUACAAGAUAAGGAGUGUGAAAGGAGAAAAUACUUGUUUGCAACUUUAUUUGCCGCUUGUAAAUAGCUGUGUUGAUCAACCUGAGAGUGCUGCUUUGUUGGGUCCAAAUCGGGAACCAUUUUUCUUUUUUUCCAGUUUGGACUUCUCUUGGGAAUGGAUUUUCUUAUAUUAUACAAGUGCAUUUUUUCAUGUAACAUGCUGCAACAUUUUCUUUGAUAACUGAGAAAAAAUGUAAAACGUAAUUUUCUUUUAGAAACGUGGAAGAGUAUGUGAAUCAAAAAUGACAACACAACACUCCCAUUUAUUUACUUACUCAUUUUGGAAUGUAUUACAUACUUCAUAUAUGACAUAUUCUUGAGCUCCAUGGUAUGAUAUCCAAGUUUUCAUAAAAACAUAAUAAAACACGCUUUUCUGCAUUUUUUCAUUAUGUUAAUAGUUAUGAGUAACUGCAACGAGGGAAGUUUUUAUAAGGUAUUAAGUAACAAUCAACCAAGCAAAAUUCAAAACAAAACAAAAUUCCCUAUCAUUAACAACAUUAUAUUCCUAUCACACCUGUAAUCUCAGAUGUAAAGGUCAUCAUCAUUUCACAAUGGGCAAACGAUUAUUUUUAUUAUUAUUAUUAUUAUACCACACCUGUAAAAUAGUAAGACACACCUUACACCUUCCUCGAUUCUAAACAUAUUAGCUGUGUCUCUCCUGUGGAGCAAAUCAAGGGAGUCACGGUCGGAAGGGAGAUGAGUAGUAUUUGGACAAUCUAUUUCCUCUACGUCUACCUCCCAGGCAAAGCUGUAUCAUGCAUUCUGCUUUAAGAUCAUCUAAUCAAGGCGCAGAAUGCCAUACCAGCAACAAUCAGUGCAGCAAAUUUACUGCAGUGAAUUGUUUCAUCUCUUCAAGUGUUGGUCUGGUCCACAGGUGCCCCGUAUGUUUGCUAUACAGGAUGUAUCUUUGAUUUGUUUUAUAUUAAAAUAAAUACGCUCUAGCUCUAUGAAUGAAAAAAAAAA
Aplysia californica (California sea hare) is the source of this 4668-nucleotide messenger RNA. RefSeq lists its product as uncharacterized. Gene Ontology annotation, molecular function: protein binding. The coding region runs from base 230 to 1909 and encodes 559 amino acids. The record is from RefSeq and is a predicted model, not a curated record. Gene Ontology annotation, cellular component: SCF ubiquitin ligase complex. The transcript is spliced from 5 exons. NCBI's taxonomy places the organism in Eukaryota, Metazoa, Mollusca, Gastropoda, Aplysiida, Aplysiidae. Gene Ontology annotation, biological process: proteasome-mediated ubiquitin-dependent protein catabolic process.